AUGUCGAUCGUCGAAGAAUUCCCCGUUGGUGCAGUGACGGGGGCAGAGACGAUGUUUCCGCUUGCGAGCCAAACGCCUUCCUAUUCGGGAGAACACGUGACCUACAUCUGCCCUCAGCAAGACCAAGUCUGCAAACACCAUAAACACCGCACAGCCUUCCUCGUCUCUGACUCGGUGGAAGUCUAUGGUGUAGGUCCCAAACCGUACCAUGGUUCCACAGUGGAUUAUGAGCUUUGA
Molecule: messenger RNA, 237 nt
Organism: Penicillium odoratum
Lineage: Eukaryota; Fungi; Ascomycota; Eurotiomycetes; Eurotiales; Aspergillaceae
Exons: 1
Coding region: 1-237 (78 amino acids)
Source: RefSeq, a predicted model, not a curated record